Messenger RNA from Heterotrigona itama, 354 nucleotides. NCBI's taxonomy places the organism in Eukaryota, Metazoa, Arthropoda, Insecta, Hymenoptera, Apidae. The record is from the annotation of a GenBank genome assembly.
AGGCGCAAGUGCCGAGAAGAGUGGCCGAGCGUCGGCACCGAGAGAGCUUAUAAUCUUUUCUUGGACGGGACUUUGCUUUUAGUCCCUUUAAUCGUGAUGAGCUUGGCUUAUUCACUGAUCGCGGUGAAACUCUGGCGGGGACUGCGACAGGAAAUACGGCAGACAUCGAAUUGUCAACAACGUUUGGAGAGAGAAUCCAGAGGGACGCGGAACUCAACGUAUGACAAGAGUGAUCGAGCAGCCAGCACCACGGUUGUCCUGAAUGCUUGUGGCACAUCCUCGAGAUUAAGGCGAGGAUUUUCCUCAUCCUCCCACGGAUACUUCCAUGGUGCUCCGGAGGGAGUACCGACUAGG